Chelonus insularis is the source of this 2621-nucleotide messenger RNA. Its product is annotated as beta-glucuronidase. Lineage: Eukaryota; Metazoa; Arthropoda; Insecta; Hymenoptera; Braconidae. The record is from RefSeq and is a predicted model, not a curated record. Gene Ontology annotation, biological process: glucuronoside catabolic process; carbohydrate metabolic process. Bases 206 to 2251 code for a protein of 681 amino acids. Gene Ontology annotation, molecular function: beta-glucuronidase activity; carbohydrate binding. The transcript is spliced from 8 exons.
UCAAUCAGUUAAAUACUUAAUUCUUACUUUUCUUAAGCUUAUUUUCAGUUCACUAACACUGUUUACUUUUUUUCAUCAACGUGAUCUAUAUAUAUAAUCUAAAAACUUUUAUCAUAGUUUACUUAGUAUCCAGCCAGAUUAUAACGAUCAGUAUUGUUAAUCAUUUUCACCUGUUAUAUACGUUAAUCGUUCGUCAAUUUUAUCAAUGUGCUAUUUCACCAAACAUAAUAAUAAUAAUCGUGUAUUGACAAGGUCACUAACGACGAUGGAAUUAUUCAUAACGAUUGUGACACUAGUUAUAACUCAAAGUUACGCUGAUGUGGAGAUUCCGUACACUGAAACUUUAUUUGAAAUGGAAACAUCAACAGUUGAAGAACUUCCACCACUGCCAGGACUUCUUUAUCCCCGAGAAAGUGAAUCAAGAGAGGUAAAGUCAUUAGAUGGACUUUGGGAUUUUAGUAUCACUCCGGAUGAUCUAGGAAAGAGUCAACAAGAUAAUUGGCUCGCUGAUGAAUUGUCGAAGUCAGUGGAUGUAAUGCAAAUGCCAGUGCCAUCGUCUUAUAAUGACAUUACGACAUCAGCAAAACUAAGAGAUCAUGUUGGAGCAGUCUGGUAUGAGAAGAAUUUUUUCGUUCCACUCUCUUGGACCGAACAACGAGUCUUCGUUAGAUUUGGUUCCGUUAAUUAUCUCGCUCAAGUGUGGGUGAACGGCAUAAUGGUAAUGAACCACGAAAUGGGACAUCUCCCAUUUGAAGCAGAGAUAUCUCAGUAUCUGAUAUUUGGCAGCAAGAACCGCAUCACUGUUGCUGUAGAUAACACACUCCUCCAAACAAGCGUACCUCAAGGCAAACUUUCUGAAGUUCAUGUAGAUAAUGGCACUUCCUGGAUCCAAUCUUACACAUUUGACUUUUUCAAUUAUGCUGGAAUUCAUAGACCAGUGUUACUUCACACAAAACCCAAAGUUUAUAUUGAAGAUAUCACAAUAAAAACGUCAACUUCAGGAGAUACAGGAAUUGUAAAGUAUAUGAUACAAGUUGCAGGAUAUGAUGAUGAAGAGCUUGUAGAUUGUUCAGUAAUUCUUCGUGAAGAAAGUGGAAAAUUAGUAACUGAAAAUUCAGUUCAUGGAUUUUCCGGAACUAUAAAAGUACCUAACGCUAAACUUUGGUGGCCUAGAGGAAUGAGUAGUCGACCUGCUUACAUGUAUACACUAGAAGUCUCAAUAUCUGUCAACAACUUAUCAAUAUCUGACAUUUACCGGCUUCCAGUUGGAAUUAGAACACUAAAAUGGACUAAUACAAGUCUAUUACUUAAUAAUAAGCCUGUAUAUAUGAGAGGGUUUGGUCGUCAUGAAGAUUCUGUACUGAGAGGACGGGGAUUGGAUUUAGUUACAAUGACAAGAGAUUAUGAGUUACUGAAGUGGGUGGGAGCUAAUGCUUACCGAACUAGUCAUUACCCAUACAGUGAUGAAGUUAUGGACAUGGCAGACAGACAAGGAUUUCUCAUCAUUGAUGAAUGUCCCUCCGUUGAUACUGAAAACUUUAACCCAACCCUUCUAGCAUUGCAUAAAUCAUCAAUUUCACAACUCAUUCGCAGAGAUAAGAACCGACCUUCUGUUAUCAUGUGGUCGAUCGCAAAUGAGCCAAGGACACAAUUGCCAGAUGCUGACGAGUACUUUAAAGAAAUUGCUAGACACACAAAGACCCUUGAUCCUACAAGACCAAUUACAGCAGCCUUAGCACGAGGAGUUACUGAAGAUAAAGCAGGACAGUACUUAGAUAUCAUUAGUUUCAACAGAUACAAUGCAUGGUAUCACAAUACAGGCAGAUUAAACAUGAUUACGGAGAAUGUCAAAAGCGAGGCUGAAGCAUGGUUCGCUAAACACAAUAAACCAGUUCUCAUGUCUGAAUACGGAGCUGAUACCAUGCCUGGUUUACACGAACUUCCUGAAUAUGUUUGGAGUGAAGAAUACCAAUUAGCUACACUUUCAAAACACUUUCUUGCAUUUGAUGAUCUCCGAGAACAGGGUUGGUUCAUUGGAGAAUUUAUUUGGAACUUUGCAGAUUUUCGCACAGCCCAAACAUAUACUAGAGUAGGAGGGAAUAAAAAAGGAAUAUUUACAAGAACCAGAGAACCAAAAAUGGCAGCUCAUCAUGUUAGAAAACGAUAUCAUGCUUUAGGAUUUGAAAUCGAUGGAGAACAACCACCUGAAGAUAUAGAGUACUACAUUUCAAAUAUUUCUAUUCAUAGAUAAUAUUUAUUAAAUUUCCAUUUGUUUUUUUACACUGAAAUUGAAAAAAAAUGAUAUUUGCGAGUGAACAAAAUACGUAAGACAUUCUGAACAAAAAUAACUUUAAGUCGUAUAGUAUGUCACUACUUGAUAAAAAAUAAGUUUUUUAUAAUUUUCAAUGUAGAAAGCUUUUAAAAACUCAAAUACAGUAAAUCAUAAUUUUUAAUAUAACAAAAAUCAAAGUUUUAUUCAUGAUAGAACAUGAUACAUUACCACACACUCAAUGAAACAUUAAUAAAUUCAUGCUCAUUUUAUUAAUCUUAAAUAUUGUUCUAUAAAAUAAAUUUGUGGACACAUUAAAAUUUAUUGUUUAAAGAUCAUUAAUCAUAAUCAA